AUGCGUCUCUUGAUCAUCUUUGUCGCGACAUUGGCAUCGCUAUUCGCACACGUAUUCGCCGCUAACUUUCAGCACUCCUGCUACAAUUACUACCUCGACAAUGGCGUGGUAGACGGCACGCACGAGCUGUACCUCGAGGCGUUCUGUUCCGGGGGCACUGACGAGGAAGGGAACGAGCGGUCGCGGCUCUGCAGCAGGCUCAACCUGGAAUAUUGCUACAAGGCCGUCAACGGCGCGAUGAAGCCGUACGAAGAGGACGAGGAGAUCACGAAUAGUCUGAGCGCGGCGUGUGAGAUCGACAGUUGCGCGAUCAUGAGAGAUGCCUGGGACGGGCCUAUCAUGACCUGCCAGUGCCGAGACGAUAGCGGGAAUUGGCGACCUACUACAAUCGAUAUGAACGCUGUGGUAGGGAACGAAGGCGGCCUUUUGCAGUGUGGGGAAUCAUAUGGCAGUCUCGACUGUCCCGAAUGGGGGCCAUACUCGACCACAUUUUUGCCUGAAGAAGACUUAUGA
Molecule: messenger RNA, 513 nt
Organism: Diaporthe amygdali
Lineage: Eukaryota; Fungi; Ascomycota; Sordariomycetes; Diaporthales; Diaporthaceae
Exons: 3
Coding region: 1-513 (170 amino acids)
Source: RefSeq, a predicted model, not a curated record